AAACAGAAACUCAAACAGUCAGCACUCAGCACUAGUAGCAGCGCACGGUCAAGGUGGAGGCCGAUGGAGUCACACUCGGCGCCACUGAUUGGCUCACGGGCCAGCUAUUCGGACCUCGAGCAUCCGCUGUUCGGCAACAGCGAGUCGCGGCCACGGGAGCGGGCGAUCAACCUGGUUGUGGGAUUUCUGACCGCUCUCAUCGUUUUCAUUACCCUCAUCAGCGCCUUCGUCUUCCACGAGUAUUCGCCGAGAGGAGUCAAUAUAUUUCUAGGCGUCAUUAUCGUCCUCAUCUGCGCAUCGCAUCUCACCGUGAUAUGGUGGUACCGGCAGGGCGACCUGGACCCCAAGUUUCGCGUGCUCAUCUUUUUCAACGCGUUCUGCAUCGUGCUGCUAUGCGUAUGCGCCAACCUGUACUUCCACCUGCCGGACCCGAACAAAACCUAGAGACGGCCGCGGCACCGGGCCGCCGUGCGUCAGCUCUGCGCCCAUAGUGAGAACUCCCGUGUAUCCGCUCCGUGCAACAGCCCAGUGUGUGUGUGGGUGUCUGUUUGACAGUGUGUAUGCAUGUGUGUAAAGCGAUGGUGUACCACUCUGAGAGCGGAAGGCAGCCGCUCGUCGGCGGGAUGUGUGGUGAGCUGACUCGGGUGGGCGCGAUUAUCCGCGAUUGGAGGCUAUUCUCGGGCUGGGUUAGGUAUAUUUGUUACCCGGCCAAACGUUUGACAAGGUUAGUGGCCGAUAUCUUUCAGGUUCCUUCUGCAUCGUGCUGAAAACACGGGAUCGGAAGGAACCACUAAUGAUAUAUGUAUGCGUUGGUGUGGUUACAUUACAUGUUUAUUUUUGGUAGUCACUGGUAUUGUUUAUUUAUCCUGUGAAGAAUGAAUUAUGCAUGGCUGUUGGUCUUACUGCAUGGAAACGGACGUCAAAACCGCACUCUAGUCCCGCUGUUGUUAGUAGUUCGUGUCGAUGACUCUGUAGGAUCGCACGAUACAAGUAUUACGUACGUACGUCAGGUACGUUGAUAACAGACAUACUACUGAAGCCAUGCAGUAUCAAUGUGCCCCGUCUCGAUAAUUUAUGUUCAAAACCAUCUAAAGCGAUGUGCACUUUUGGCAACCACGUUGUUCCCUGUCACGUACUACAGAUAACUGAUUAAUGUAGGUAACUAAUUAUCGCUUAUUAAUUACCAUCUCUGUAUUUCAGAGGAAUGCUAGUUACGAAUCAGUAGCAGCUAGUUAUGAAAUAGUUGGCAUAUAUGCAAAGUUUAAAGCAAUUAUCAUGAUGUUUAAAGACAGUUAUAUGUGAAGCAUGCUUUGGGUGAUAUUCCGCUUGUUUUUGUAUAAUGCACUGCCUACAAUAAAGCAUAGUUCAUGUCGGU
This is a messenger RNA of Amphibalanus amphitrite, 1375 nucleotides long. RefSeq names its product transmembrane protein 243-like. Bases 64 to 444 code for a protein of 126 amino acids. Lineage: Eukaryota; Metazoa; Arthropoda; Thecostraca; Balanomorpha; Balanidae. The record is from RefSeq and is a predicted model, not a curated record. The transcript is spliced from 4 exons.